UAUUAUAGUUUUAAACUCAAUUUUAGUUGUAGCUUUUUAUAUAAAUUUAUUAACAUCAUCAAAAACAGUAACAAUUCAUAAUAAUUUAAAAGUGUAUAGUUUGUUUAAUUUUUUACUAGAAUGCAGUUUACAUUUCCUUGCAAAAGAAAGCGCUGCUAUAACAAAAAUAUAAAUUUCACGCCUUUCCCAAAUUGCGAAAAUGGCGAUCGUGUUCAAGGAAGAUUUACAGGACUCUCAGUGGAGAUAAUUGAUCCCAGUCAGGCUAAAUCGCUGUAUGACAAUGGUUGUUUUGGCAAGGGGAGCAAAUCGCGAGGAGGACCGGCAUCUGGAGACGAGGACGAAGUACUGUUCCUGGGAAUGGAGGAAUCAUGUUUCCUGGCCUUCUAUUUAGACAUUUUAGACAUAACGUGCACAACCGGUGGAAUAAUGGACUUCCAGAUGUUUUUAAAGUUGGCAAUGGACUUAAAUGAAAGAUUUGUGGAAAACUUGGCAUGCUAUUUGUAUUUAAAGUCCAAGAAUUGGGUGAUCAAAAGUGGCAUCAAGUUUGGCGGUGAUUUUCUUAUAUACAAGCAAAGCCCCAGUUUGUACCACGCCAGCUUCUUAGUCAUUGUUCAAGUAUCCUCUGAUUUGGAGUACUAUAAAUCAAAGAACUUGAAAGGCGUUCAACGGGUGGCGGAAACUUCGGAUAAGGAUGUGCUGCUUCUCACAGUCAAUAAACCCAAAGAUAUAGCUACACCAAAGGAACUUAAGGAAACCAAAAUAACAGAGACAAUUGUGCGGCGUUUCAAUUACUUAACUUUUGUACAAAGCAAACAACAAUAAGGAACUAUUCCGGGAUUCUACAA
This is a messenger RNA of Drosophila rhopaloa, 845 nucleotides long. It is a transcript of the gene Tsen2, whose product is annotated as tRNA-splicing endonuclease subunit Sen2. NCBI's taxonomy places the organism in Eukaryota, Metazoa, Arthropoda, Insecta, Diptera, Drosophilidae. The coding region runs from base 121 to 822 and encodes 233 amino acids. The transcript has 2 exons. The record is from RefSeq and is a predicted model, not a curated record. Gene Ontology annotation, cellular component: tRNA-intron endonuclease complex. Gene Ontology annotation, biological process: tRNA-type intron splice site recognition and cleavage; tRNA splicing, via endonucleolytic cleavage and ligation. Gene Ontology annotation, molecular function: nucleic acid binding; tRNA-intron lyase activity.